UGACAUGUUGUCUUCUUACAGAAGCUGAAGUUCGGUAAUAAAGUCUAGCUUCCUUCCACUCUCUCUCCAUCUCCUUCCAUUGUUCUUCCUCUUCUCUCCUCUCUCCUCCCGUCCUUGUAGGGUUUCGUUCAUUUCAUCACAGUCAAAUUUUUUUCUUCUUUCAUCUCAAUUCUAACAAUAAUGGAUUCCAAUUCAUGGAUCAACCAUCCUUCCGUCUUUUCAUCGAGACGGUGUCAAUCCAGAUCAGGUGGAGGGUACGAGGAUCUCAAAGGAGAAGACGAUUCGAAGUCGGAGUUCAUCUGCCCGUUUUGCGCAGAUGUUUUCGACAUCGUCGGGCUAUGUUGUCACAUUGAUGAAGAGCAUCCUGUCGAGGCCAAGAACGGGGUCUGUCCUGUAUGCACAAAGAGGGUGGGAUUAGAUAUCGUCGGCCAUAUAACAACGCAACAUGCGAACUUCUUUAAGGUGCAGCGAAGGACAAGGUUGAGAAAAGGUGGAUACAGCUCAGCUUAUCUCGCCUUGAAAAAAGAGCUACGUGAAGCAAACUUACAGUCUCUUCUUGGUGGAUCUUCAAGAUUCACUUCUCCAACCAAUAUAGAUUCUGAUCCGUUGCUGUCAUCCUUUAUUUUUAGCUCCCCUUCAGCUAACGAGCCUCCAAAAAAAUCUGCUACAUCUGUUGCUGAAGGAACCUUAGCUAUAAAACUCUCGCUAAAGGAAUCUCUCAAAAGGGAGAUUCAAGAAGCUCCACUUUCAGGUGAAGAUCAACAGAAGGCUAAAAAGAGCGAGUUUGUGCGAGGUUUAUUGUUAUCAACAAUCCUUAGAGAUGAUUUGAUGAUGCAUGCGUGAGUAAAUCUAAGGUUGAAAUUGUUAUAGAGUGGUCUCGGUGUAUGAUGGAAAAAAGCUUUUAAGUUAAGUUGAUGCUGAGUUAAAUCCAUAUAUUAUGCCUUGAGACUUUCAUCGAUUCAAAUAAAUGAGAGUUGGAUUAUUUUU
Molecule: messenger RNA, 987 nt
Organism: Brassica oleracea var. oleracea
Lineage: Eukaryota; Viridiplantae; Streptophyta; Magnoliopsida; Brassicales; Brassicaceae
Product: protein DEHYDRATION-INDUCED 19 homolog 4-like
Exons: 5
Coding region: 181-843 (220 amino acids)
Source: RefSeq, a predicted model, not a curated record